AUGUCAGGUGAAGAUGGUGAGGAUUGGCGUCGGGCAAUAGUCUCAGAAGUAAAAUCCAUUCUCAAACACAACACCUGGAUAUUGGUCGACCGUCCUGCGGACAAGGAAAUCAUCGGAAGCCGCUUUGUAUUGCGUAAUAAGUACAAUUCUGAAGGAACCCUGGAAAGAAGAAAGGCACGUCUAGUGGCCAAGGGGUUUGCACAACGCCCGGGAUUUCACUUUAAUGAAACUUUUGCCCCCGUGGCACGAAUGAGCUCAGUUCGUCUCCUAACUGCUCUAGCGGCUCAAGAAGGAAUGAACAUUCAACACUUGGAUGUAACCACUGCAUAUCUGAAUGGAGAUAUCGACGAGGAGCUAUUUAUGGAACCUCCCAAAUUCCUGAAAGAAGCACUUGAGUCAGUCGCAGAAAAUGAAGUCAGUCGACGAUGA
Molecule: messenger RNA, 429 nt
Organism: Solenopsis invicta (red fire ant)
Lineage: Eukaryota; Metazoa; Arthropoda; Insecta; Hymenoptera; Formicidae
Exons: 1
Coding region: 1-429 (142 amino acids)
Source: RefSeq, a predicted model, not a curated record